AUGCAGGUUGACACAGCAGUGGUGCGAGGGACCACGGUGCCCUUGGUGCCGGCCGCAUGGCCAGGCAACACGAAGCAGGUGGCCUUCCUCUUCUUGACGGAGGAUGGCCUGGACUUCGAGGAGCUUUGGGACAAGUUUUUUGGCGAAGCCAGCGCGUCAGGCGCUUAUUCCAUCUAUGUGCACCGUGCGCACAGUCGGCAGAAGAGCAGCUUCCGCUUCGCCGAGCGCUUCUCAGGGUAUGGCUGGGCACCUUGGUCGUCGGCCACCCUUCCACUGAGCCGCUGGGGUGCUGUGGAGCUUCCACAGGUCGAGACCCGCUGGUGCGCGCUCUUCGGUGCGGAGGUGUCGUUGCUGGCGCGAGCCCUGCAGGAUCCCCACAACCAGCACCUUGGCCCCACGCGGGCGGCAAUUCGUCUUUGUGUCGCACAACUCAAUACCUUUGAAGAGUUCCUUGGCGUGCAUGGCUUGAUGGGUUUCGACUAUGUGUACCAGCAACUGAUCAAGGUGUCGCCUUCCACCAGCAAGUUCUGCUUUGCGGAGCCAGCCAUUGCCAAGCAAGCCACCCAGGAGACCAUCCGGAACGAGUUCUUGAGGAGUUGCGUGUUUCGGGACUUCUGGAGAGCUUACAACCCGCGGACGUUGAAGCACCACCAGUGGGUGGUGCUCGCCCGGCACCAUGCGGAGAUCGUGGUGCGCCGCGCGGAGAAGGCGUUGGAGAUCUGGCAUAAGAGCUGGUUGAAGGCGGCGCCCGAUUUGCUGCACAUGGCCGAGGGCUGCAGCGACGAGUCGGCUCCCGUCGACGCCUUGCUCUAUGACUUGGAGCACAAGGGCAGGAGCACUGGAAAUACCUGGGCGGAUCUGACGCGGAUGGGCGUCGAGCAGCAGUGCUUGACCUAUGUCCACUGGCGGCAUUGCUUCACCGACACGCGUCUGGAGUACUCCGAGAACAUCGCCAAGGACUUGGAUGCAGUCCUAAAGCACGGCCAGCUGCGAAUGCUCACGGAUCGGGAGUUCAACUUCUUCAAGUCGGCUCUGAAGCGGGAACUCAAUGGCUAUCCAACCUUCUUUCAGUCCAUCACCAUUGAGUAUCUCUACAAGUUAGUCCAGGAGGGCUUCAUGUUUGCGCGGAAGUUCACCAAGGGCAUGCAAGUGAAAGUCGGAGACGGCGAGUUUCCUCUGGACGUGGUGCCACGGAAGCAGCUAGUGUUGCCGGAGCUUUGGGACCUGGUGGAUGAUCAGAAUGCCUCGCAGCGGGUCUGGACGCGUUUGUCCACUGAGGGGAAGCCGCGGGCCAUCUGA
Molecule: messenger RNA, 1299 nt
Organism: Durusdinium trenchii
Lineage: Eukaryota; Dinophyceae; Suessiales; Symbiodiniaceae
Source: the annotation of a GenBank genome assembly